AGUUCGGGUCUAUGCAAACAAAUAUGGAGGUUUUCAUGCUGUGAAAUAGUGAUUGCAUUUGUUGACUGAAAACAAAAACAACGUCAAUAUAUGUUGUUUUUGAACGAUGACAAUUAAAUUAACAUGCUGGCACAUGUUGGGAUUUUGUUUUUCCUAACCCUUUUGUGUGUUGGGGCUGGUGGAAAUGUCAGUCAGCCCAACCCACUGACAGUUCAAGAUUCCAUCAUCUUUGUGUCUACCCUGAGUGGAACGUUCUAUGCUGUCAGCAAGAAUACUGGGAACACGCUGUGGUCUCUGCAGGAAGAUCCAGUGAUAAAAGUUCCCUUUGAUUUUGCUUCUGGGCCAAGUUUCCUGCCUGACCCUAAAGAUGGGAGUCUGUAUGCAAUCAGCUCUGGCAGGGAGGGCAUUAAGAAACUGCCAUUUACCAUUCCCGAACUUGUCACAGCAUCUCCUUGUAAAAGCACAGAAGGCAUUCUGUAUACAGGCAACAAGAAAGAUGUGUGGAUUGCGGUGGACCCGCUCACUGGGGCUAAGAUGCAGACACUCUCAACUGAUGGCACACAGAAAACAUGUCCAUCGUCAACUGAGGAUCUUUUGUACAUCGGACGCACAGAAUAUACAAUUUUGAUGUUUGACAGCAAGACGAGGCUAAAGAGGUAUGUAGUUUUUUUACUUAAAAUUUGUAGAUAUGUUCACAAAGUUCUGCAACAUCCUCAAUUUGUGUAACUGUUAGAUAUGCAGCACCUCACCGCAAGUUCCAAUGGUCUCUCUGUGACUCUCGAUAGCAGAUCAGGUGAUAUUUUGUGGCAGCGUGAGUAUGACUCCCCGAUCGUGGCAAUGUACCGACUCCACCAGGAGGGACUACAGAAGAUACCCUUCACCAGCUUUGCCCCUGAGACACUGGACCACCUCACAGGGCAGCUUGUGGAGUAUGUUUGGCGGGACCGAUUCCUUGCACAUGGACAGAAGAAAUCCUUCUAUCCCACUCUGUAUGUAGGGGAGUAUGAACAUGGACCCUACGCUCUUGCCUCACUCGUGGAUGAAACUACUGUCACCAUCGCGCCGAAGAACAAGGGUCCACUUCUCCUGGAAGGUCCAAGACAGGAAGAGAAUCCAAAGGAAAAUCCUCAAAAGGGUGACAAGACCUCCAACACCCAGAGUAUCCGUGCCACUACAGUGCGGAGGGGAGGCGGGGUACUCAUGUUGGGGUACCAUGAAGUGCCAGACAGAACCAAUGCCCGCAUCUCCCCAGCCUUCCAGAUCACAGACCACUCUAGCAACAGUGACAAGAUUAUCUCCCUUGAACCCUUACCCCCAUUACCUGACAAGACGACCAACACCACAUCUGCGGGAGACUCAGGUCUGGCUGCAUACAUUGACCUCAAGUUCCUCACAACCAUUGUGCUGUCUCUUGCCACCAUCAUCGCCGUCGUUGUCUACUUCCCUCGGAAAGCUGAAGAUUCCAUUAAGCUGCUGCUGCAGAAGCAGUUGGAGGAGCAACGGCAGCUGCAGAUGCAGCAACGGUCUGCACAAACAUCACUAACGCCGACCUCAAGCAACAACUCUCUUGAUGAGGAGAACAAUCCCCCACAGGGCCACUACAAAGUGGGGAAGAUUAUUUUCAACCCGAAGAACAUCUUGGGUCAUGGAUGUGAAGGAACAUUUGUCUACAGGGGACGAUUUGAUGGUCGGGAUGUUGCAGUGAAGAGGUUACUCCCAGAAUGCUUCAGUUUUGCUGACCGCGAAGUGGAGUUACUACGGGAAUCUGACCAACAUCCAAAUGUUAUCCGGUAUUUCUGCAUGGAGGCAGAUAGUCAGUUCCGCUACAUCGCGCUGGAGUUGUGUGCUGCCACGGUGCAGGACUAUGUGGAAGGAAAACACAUUUGUGACCUUGACCCCAAGACAGUUCUUCAGCAGUCGAUGGCAGGCAUCUCCCAUCUUCAUUCUUUAGAUAUAGUCCACCGCGACAUAAAGCCCCACAAUGUCCUCAUCUCACUGCCCAACUCCAAGAAAGAGGUGCGCGCCAUGAUCUCCGACUUCGGCCUGUGUAAGAAACUGGCUGCAGGCCGACUGUCCUUCUCCCGCCGGUCUGGAGCUGCAGGCACAGAAGGAUGGAUCGCCCCCGAGAUGCUGGACGAACUUCAGAGGACAACCUAUGCAGUGGACAUCUUCUCUGCGGGAUGUGUGUUCUACUAUGUGUGCACUCACGGCAAACACCCAUUUGGCGACUCCCUGAAACGACAGGCCAACAUUCUCAGUGGGGAGUUCUCUCUUCAGCAUCUUGAUCCAGAAGACCAUGUAUCCCUCAGCCUCAUAACAAGUAUGGUCGCCUACAACCCCGACCAACGUCCCUCCGCUCAAGCUGUGCUCAAACAUCCAUUCUUCUGGAGUAGGGAGAAGCAGCUUCUGUUCUUUCAGGACGUCAGUGACCGCAUUGAGAAAGAGAAGGAGGAUAGUGAGGUUGUGCAGAGGUUAGAGAAGGAUGCACAUGUCAUCGUCAGGUGGGAUUGGCGUCGCAACAUCACACAGGAACUUCAGAAUGAUUUAAGGAAGUUCCGAUCAUACAAAGGUCAUUCUGUGAGAGAUUUGCUACGAGCUAUGAGAAACAAGAAACACCAUUACCGAGAGUUGCCAGAGGCUGUGAAGGCAUCGCUGGGCAGUGUGCCGGACCAGUUUGUGUACUACUUCACCUCCCGCUUCCCCAAGCUCCUGCUCCAUGCCUACCAUGCUGUAGAGUGCUGCCGAGCUGAACGCAUCUUCCAGCAGUACUACGACAAUUCUUCAAAAUGUUAUCUCUCCGAAUCCAGCCAUCCUGCAGACACACAGACAGCCAACUCGGCAGACACACAGACAGCCAGCUCAGCAGACACACCGGCAGCCAACUUGGCAGACACACAGACAGCCAACUCGGCGGACACACCGACAGCCAACUCGGCGGACACACAGACAGACAACUCAGCGGAGACACAGACCGACAACUCGGCAGACACACAGACUUCAGUAGCUCCAUCUCGGGACAUAGUCUAAGCAUCAUACCACAUCAUUUACCACAUACCAAAGUGCAAUUAUGUGAGAGUAUUUUUAUAUCAUCCUUGUAUAGAUGUCAUUACAGUCAUGGUAUGGAGGCACUGUUCACAGGCCUGAUCAAUUCUUACGUCUUCUUAAUCUUGAGCUCCAGUCUUUCAUUUUUCAUUCAUCUGCAAGUUUUGAUGUGAAACAGUCAGUUGCAUCUUUUCUUAAGCCAUAUGUUUCUACUUGCACUGUGAGCUGACUUUAUCCAGGUUAGUCUCAGUCAUGAGGGAUCACAACAUGAUACAAAUAUUUUACUUGUAAGAACAUACCAUGGAUGCUUUCCUGCAGUAUCAUUUAAAAUGUCCCAAUAUGCCACCUUUUCGAAUUCACCAAUAUGUGGUUUUAAUUCACCAAUCUGCUGCAUGUUCUAUGUCUCCGGUCAAAUUUUCGCAAGAUUGAGACUCCAUAGACCCUGUGGAUGUGGUGCUAUAGGAAUGCCUAGUUUUCAACCUAUCUGUGAUUUUACAGUCAAAACUGAAAGUACUUGAUUUCUGGUGUAUUUUCUUCGCCAGUUGAAUUUCAUACAUAUGGUGGAUUCAUUCUUCAGGUUUUAAAAUGCUUUAUAAUGCUUGAUCUUAUUAGCUGAUGUAUCCAUAAUAUACAUCCACUAUGUCUUUGGUUUCCAACAUAGGACUCUGGUUUCUCAAACUCUGGCUGCAGGCAGUGUUUUUUAACUAAUCAUUUCAGUUUUCUUAUUGUGCCAGUGAUUCUGAAACAGUAUGGAUAUAUGUCCAUCUUUCUGUGAAGUAAUCAAGCUCGUGACACCCCUCUACAAGAGCAGACGUCAUGCUGUACUGUAAGCAGACGUCACAACAUGGUUAUAUGAUACUUCAAAGAAGUAAAAGAACAGGUGUUGUGAUAUUCUGUGACUUCUAUGAGUUGUAUAGUAUUUGAAAUCUUUCAUGUGUUGAUGUUUAUUUAUUGAAUUAGUAUCUCCUAACGCUGACAGAUGACAACUAGAAUCUCAUAAUACUGAUAGAUAUUGGUUGCCGAGUGUAAUGUAGAUGUUAGCACCUAGGCUUAUGUCUGUAUUGUACGUCUGCCUAUGAUGAACAAACUGCCUGUGUCUGUGCCGUCAGCGUCUACUGUCAAACAGUCCACACGGAUCACAAUACUGGAACAGGAAGUUAGGUGAAAUCUUUUAUUUCCUCAAUUUAUGAAAUUGUUUUAAAGGGGUAAAUUGCUAAUUGUUUUAUGAUUCCAGUUGUUAGCAUGCCACUUUUGUCAAAUUUAUUUUCUGUGUGUCAGUUAUUAAAUAAAGGUUUAUACAAAAACCUUGCCUCAGUUACACAGUGGGAACCCUCUGCAGUGUCAACACCGAAACAGACUGUGGACCAAGGUCUCUCUGUAACAGUUAUUUCUAUUUAGUGAAAACCACCGGUGUAAGAUGGAAAGCCUAAAAGAUAUAUAAGAUAAAUGCAAUGGUACUUAGACUUUUCAUGUAUGUGUGUAAUGGAAGAAUACUGUGCCUUUUGGAUUAUUAUGUCAAUUUUUCACAUGGUUACGGUUUCUGGAAUCUGUAAACCAAUUCCUUUCUCACUUGUUUGAAAGUCAAGUGAGCUUAUGUCGUGGCAUGUUGUCUAUUGUCUGUCUAUUGUUCAUAGUUAACUUCAACAUUUUCUACAACUCUCCUGAAAAUACAGGGUGUAAGGAGUAAGAAUGAUUGCUGUUAUGGUUUCUGUAAGAGUAGGCCAAAGAAUUCUGAUCUGAUGUAAACAUGGCCAUAUUGAAAUGGGUUUUUUUACCCAUUACUAGUCAUUUAUAUUAGUGUCAUUAGGACAUUUGAAACGGAGUAAAUUUGUGGAAUGCGGAAUAACAUGGAAUACCACUUUGGCAUACUUGGUUUAUUUUCACCCCUUUCUGAUACUUAGUGAUCACAGCUAUUGUGUCUUGAAACAUUGCUCUCAGACCUCUGACCUGAUCUUAAAACUGGCUGCCAGUAUUUCUUAAUAUUUGAGGUGAGCUUCACAACUCUGUGUCUUUCUGUUAUAAAACAUUGUUACCUUGGGUACGUUAGAGCCAUGACAUGAUACAUAACUACUGCCUCAUAUAUUCCAUCAUAUCCAUAUUACAACUGUUUUCCCAGUUUGUGUUUAAUAAAGAACAAACUGUAUGAUAACUCAAUCUGAAAUUCAAUACAAAUGCAUGAUGAAAGAGGUUUGAUUUUAUUGUCAUGCAUAAAAUAUCUUGUGAUGGGGGGGAGUUGCUUAAGUAGACGCAGUGGUUUUAGUAUGAACAAUCUCAUUGGUCAUGUAUCAUAUAGGUGGAGUUAUUUUGUUGAAUAUGUGUCCUGAAACAGCAAAUAUUAAGUUAAAAAACUGGAAGAUUUCAUGAUUUCACUUGAAUGUGACUACCCUCAUUCCAAACAUGGAGAAUUUGGAUGAUGUACUCUGGACUCCAUUAAAUGACUUAAACAUGACAAGCCCUUGCUUCUGUUGACUGCUAUGAAAUAUGAUGCAAGGCUGAUGUCGCGUUUUGUUGGGUCCAUAUGAACAACUGCUGACCUCAAAUAAACUCUACAAUAUUAUAUUAAUAACAAAGAGACAAAAGCAGGUUCAUCAUGUCUAACUGUGUUAGCUGCAAUAACAUUGGGAGAUUUAAAAAACAACAACAGAGGCACCUGUUGGCUCAGGCUUGGGGAAUACUAUUGUUGGAAAUUCCCAUUCUAUUUUUAUAUUCUUAGUUAAUAAAGCAUUCAGUUAUUAUAUCAGUUGAUCACUAUGUGGAGUGAGUGAGUGAGUUUAGUUUUAUGUGGCAUCACUGGAUGAGUAUGUUAAUAACAUGGUCGAUGUGGGUUGAGUUGAUCUGGUGUACAGCGUAUCACUUUGCACCACUUCUUUCAUUGUUCAUUGGACUUUCCACUGUACGUAUUGUCUUGCAUGUUAUCACAUGACUGUUUCUUGAUGAUCUAUGUCCCACACAUUCGAACCUGCAUCACAGUGCCCAUCAUUAGUCUUGGCUUUUGUUUUGAGGAAAAUGUUGUUUUUUUAAUUUACCUAUAUCAAAAGCUGUGAUAGUUCACAAAUGUUAACAUAUUAAUAUCUGCAAUUUUUGUGUGUAUAAUAUCCUCAGAUAUUUCAGUUAUUGUUUCAGUUUGUACAAUUUGGGAAUUGCAAGUUUAGAUAGCAUUAGUUGUAUCUACACUAUUGUUUUCACUUAUGUAUGGAGGAUUUCAAAACUAAUUUGUCAGUCAAUGGUUUCAAAUUUGAUGAUAUACCUCUGAUUCAGAGAUGGAAGCCACUUGUUUCACACCCACAUGGUCAUCAGUUAAUGUAACAGCAAUGACAUGCUCUGACAUCUUGCAAUAAGGCUUAAGGCAAUAUGUAUUGUAUUACAUACCUUCCACUGUGAUGUUAUGGGCCAUUAUCACCCUCCUUCAACUGUGAAUUAAUUGAUCAUUACACAUCUUUAUCUGUAAGUUUAUAGAUCAUUGUCAUGAUCAUACUUUUAUCUGUGAAGUUAUGGAUCAUCGUCAUACCUUCAACUGUGUUGGGAUUUUAUUCACACUGACGAAGCCAUGCUCAGAUACUGUAUUGGGUUCACACAAGACAAACAGUGCUUCCCAACAUUGUCAGCUCAUCAUUUUGGUGUGAGUUGAGAAAAGGUUAUUUGCUGGGUUUCUUAGUUAGAUUGUAGGUAAGUUUCUUGCAAGAAAAUUUAUUUUUGAAUUGACUUGGCUUCUGAUAUAGCCUGUGUGUAAGUUGCGGCAAGGCAUGUGUUGGUGGAUGUAAGAUAGAAGGCAGUAGCCUCCUCAUGUUGGACUCGGGUGUUGGUCAGCACUGCUCCUACUCAAAGCAUUCCACUGUUAUAUUGUUACUGAUGUAGAUUUUGUAAGUUGAUGUUACUAGACGUUUGUUGUACUUCAGUUUACUGGACAGACUGUCAUUCCAGCUGGUGCCCCAGCAUCUGAUGGGAACCAUUGCUCACAUUUUGUCCAACAUAUGUACUUAAAACAAUACAUGCACAAAAACACUCGACAACCGAUAACAACUUUCAGAGACCAAAACCUCAGCAGAGGACAUUUGGCUGAUCUUGUUAAUUUAUCUGACAGAAAUUGAAGCGAUACAACCACAACUUAAAUAACAAGAAUUUGGUGGUGAGUGGCCCAGUCAGCCAUGUGCAAAUUUGCAUGACUUAAUCAUGGAAAAACCCACCUAUGAAAGUAGGUUGGUAUACAAACUUCUCCCUCAUUGUGUUUCCUUGUUCCAUACCUGCCCUCAUGGCUGUCACCAGUCUUAAUAAGCUUUAAAGUAUAAAUCAUGUCUCUUGUAGUUCCAGCAUCCAUCAAACUUGAGUAUUUGAAGUUUAUGGGCUAUGUGUAGUGGUAAGGAUGUCUAGAUAAUUUUGUUAACUGGGUGGCCCACAGUGAUGUGGAGCUUGGCGGGGAGUUCUCAAUAGCUGGUAAAUGUGUUUUAUAAUCUAUGAUUUUAUAAUUUUAUUGCCUCAGUGUUUUUUAUGACUAUUUGUUAAUUUUGUAGUUCUUUUGAAACCAUGGCAACAUGGGAUGUCUCUGACAAACCUGCCUGUCUCAGAUCAGGUCUGUUAUUUAUUCUGAAACUUCAGUUACAGGAAACCCAAACUCUAAUAUCACUUCACAUAAAUUGUAUCUUUGAGGAUCUAAAAAGACUAAUAUAUUUAUUAAUAUUUAUAUAUAUUAUAAUCUUGCCUAUUUGUAUGAUUCAUGUGAUGUGUUGUACAUAUUUAUUUUUAGUCAAAAGGACUGUAUGUAUGUAUUAUGAUGGACUUUUGAAUAAAAUGAUUUGUAAAUA
This is a messenger RNA of Haliotis rubra (blacklip abalone), 7841 nucleotides long. Its product is annotated as serine/threonine-protein kinase/endoribonuclease IRE1-like. Gene Ontology annotation, cellular component: IRE1-TRAF2-ASK1 complex. The record is from RefSeq and is a predicted model, not a curated record. Gene Ontology annotation, biological process: IRE1-mediated unfolded protein response; mRNA processing; intrinsic apoptotic signaling pathway in response to endoplasmic reticulum stress. Gene Ontology annotation, molecular function: ATP binding; protein serine/threonine kinase activity; RNA endonuclease activity. NCBI's taxonomy places the organism in Eukaryota, Metazoa, Mollusca, Gastropoda, Lepetellida, Haliotidae.